AUGAUGUUGUCAGAGAAGGAGAGAGACGAAGUGACGGUUGUCGUGUUCGUCGAGGUAUAUCUCCAAUUAUCGUGUUCAUUAAGUUACAUAUCUGGUGAUGAUGAACUAGAUCUAAACUUCGUCAUUGUCGAAGCUUGGUCGGCUGAACUAGGCAGCGACACAGGCGAAUACAACAAAGAAGAUGAAGCGCAGAAGGAAAAUAGGUGGCCGACGGAUCCAUCCGAUGUGCGUGGACAGAAAAAUAACUUCGAUACCGCCUUUCAGGAACUCGAGGAUAAGUUUAAGGGAGAGAUAGAGAAAGUGAAAAACUGGAGGAAAGCUUUAGCUGCAGCUGCAGGUUUGUCUGGCUGGCAUAUCAAGGAGACAGGGAAUGGGGGCGAAUCUGCCAUCCUCAAGGACAUUGUUGCAAAGAUAUCAAAGAGCAUACAACCUCGUGAUUUGGAGAAACAUCUAUUUGGUAUCGAGUCUCGGAUAGAUGAAUUAUAUCCAUUAUUGGAUAUGGAAGCGACAGAAAAGGUCCACAUGGUAGGGAUAUUGGGAAUGGGAGGAAUUGGUAAGACAACUCUUGCUCAAGCUUUAUUCCGAAGAAUUAAGCAUAAUUUUGAGGGUUGUAGCUUUGUUAGAGAUGUUAGAGAAAAUAGUUCUAGUAAAAAAGAUGUAUGUGCCUUACAACAAAAGAUUCUAAGAGAAAUUUUACAUCAAAUGGAUCCUGUUGGUAAUGUGAGUAUUGGUUAUCCGACUGUGGAUCCUGAAUACGGAGCCAACAUGAUACGUGAACGAUUCUGCCAUAAAAAGCUGCUGAGCUCUUCUGUUGGCAUGCUUUUCAGAAAAGUAGCCCUCCUGAAGGGUAUGAGGAGUACUCAGAUCGUGCAAUAUGCUAUGCUAGCGGCCUUCCUCUAG
This is a messenger RNA of Lactuca virosa, 900 nucleotides long. Lineage: Eukaryota; Viridiplantae; Streptophyta; Magnoliopsida; Asterales; Asteraceae. The record is from the annotation of a GenBank genome assembly.